Rangifer tarandus platyrhynchus (Svalbard reindeer) is the source of this 321-nucleotide messenger RNA. NCBI's taxonomy places the organism in Eukaryota, Metazoa, Chordata, Mammalia, Artiodactyla, Cervidae. The record is from the annotation of a GenBank genome assembly.
AUGCCUGCUCAGGAAGACUCAGGGCUCCAGGCUAUGGGCUGCGUGCCCAGCUCAGGAGGCCAGAACGGAAUUCGAAAGUGCUUGUUUCUCACUGAAAAAUUCCAAAGAUUGCUCAACAUUCCUUUGACCCCAGGAGCUGGCUUUUGGCAGGAGGUGCUGAGAGCGGAGGAUCCGGAGCCUGCAGGCGUUGCUCAGGGCUGUCAGGGAAGAGCUCCACUGUCCUGCUCCCUGGGGGGCAGCGGGAGAGGGGCUGGGGAGGGCUGUGGAGACACCUCCUCUUGUCUGGACCCAGGGGCACUGAUGGUGGAGUGGAUUUUGUAG